CCCACCACUCCCUUACAUCCCAAUCCCACUCUUCCUUUCCCUCCUUUUAUUCUCCCUCGCCCUCCUUUCUUUCUCUGGGACAGCAAACGGCUAAGAUGAAGCUGCUGGGUUGGAUGCACCGCAAGUUUCGGCAGAACAGCGGCGAUGUGUUAAAGGACUAUGGCAACGGCGGCACGUGCAAUUGCCUCUCCGGACGUCCGUCUCUGGGCGAGGACCUCCACCGCCGCCGCCGCAGCCAAUACGAACCCUUCAAGGCAAGGAGCCUCCGCCUGGAGGUGGAGGAGCUUAUCGACGGCGGGAACGGUGGCGGCGGGAAUGCGGCGAUGGAGGAGUUGCUCGGGGGACUCCUCACUAUCGGAACUUUAGGGUCCGGAACGGGGCCGAUCGAGGACAAGGAGGAGGAGGAGGAGGAAGAAGAGGAGAAUGAGGCGGGAAGCGAGGACGAUGAGAAACAGUUGACAGUGUCGGCGCAGGAGGAGGAGGUAGUCGUAACCCCGGCGGCGCUGGAGGCGAUCGCGGAGAAAGAGGCGGAGUCGACUACGGAGACGGACCUGCUGGUGGUGAGCGCGGAGCUGGAAAAGGUGCUGACGGCAGAGGCGGAGAAGGGCGGUGGCCGGAUAUCCUCCGCCCGUUCUAGCUACGCCGGGUCGGCGGCGUGCCCGCUCCAGGGGUUCUUGUUCGGGUCGCCAAUCGAGGUGGCGGAGACGAUGGCGACGGCGGCGGACGCGCGGAAGGAGAGGCGGGCCUCGCUGGGGGAGCUGUUCAUGAUAAGCCGGAUCACGGAGGAGGAAGGCGGCGGCGGCAGCGGAACUGCAGAGCAGGUCAAGUUCGCCGGAGGCCACGAUGAGGACGGGAAAUCGACGGCUGAGAUAUGCCUGAUGAAGAAGAAGAUGACUAAACGCCGUGGCGGUAAGGGAUCGGACGGUGGUGGUCCAUCGAAUGGUUCAACGGUGGAGACGAAGUUCCAAAAGAUCCUUCAGUUCUUUCACAAAAAGGUUCACCCCGAGAGCAGCAUCAUGAGUAAGAAACCUUCCAAGACCGGCAAGAACGAGAAGAAAGAGUACGCGCAUCCGGUCGGAGGCAGUGAACCCGCCGGCACCGACGGCUGCACGGCGGCCUCCGCGAAAGUUGGCCCGUGCAGGAAAGAACACAUUCCAGACCUCAACUUCUGCUACAACCCUCCGGCCCAUGCUUUCGGUGGUGAUGACUCCAACGGCAGUCGGGAGCAUUGGAUUAAGACGGAUGCAGACUAUUUGGUGCUAGAGCUAUAGAAGGAGAGGAGUAAUCUUUGAGUUCAUGGAUCCAAAAAGAAGUGAAGGAUGUGUCUGUCUGUCUGGUAGCAGAGGGUCUGUGUCAAAUCAAAUCAUACAAAACUUUUUUAAGGGUGUGCGGUGGUGUCUUCUGAUGUGACUAAAAAUAACGAAACAGUAGUAGCAGCCUAUGUGAAAGUUAUUUAUACUUCUAUUAUCUACUCCUUAUUUGUACUGUGUUUGUGUGUUGGAUUGAAUAGACUACUCCUAAGUUAAAAGUUCCAUACAUGAAUGGCUCCCAUGCUUUUUUUGCUUCCUGUCGUCA
Musa acuminata subsp. malaccensis (wild Malaysian banana) is the source of this 1575-nucleotide messenger RNA. RefSeq names its product protein LAZY 1. The record is from RefSeq and is a predicted model, not a curated record. Gene Ontology annotation, biological process: regulation of auxin polar transport; gravitropism. NCBI's taxonomy places the organism in Eukaryota, Viridiplantae, Streptophyta, Magnoliopsida, Zingiberales, Musaceae.